Molecule: messenger RNA, 681 nt
Organism: Adineta ricciae
Lineage: Eukaryota; Metazoa; Rotifera; Eurotatoria; Adinetida; Adinetidae
Source: the annotation of a GenBank genome assembly
AUGACGGAAGAAUUCGUAGCAUACUUUCUUUUUUGGCUUAUACAUCUUAACGAUUCAAAAGCCAGUCGCUACAAUGUAUGCGAUGAAAUGUACGAAAUACUACUAGAUUUAUCCACAUGUUCUAGUCAACGAAAAAGCCAGAUAAAAUUAAACAACUGCUAUGGAAUCCAACCCGACAAUAACAGUCGAUCUUUAUCCGAGCAACCAGCGAACGCCCCUUCUCCUCCAUGUCACUUCCGCUUCACACCUUCUAAUUUAGACUUGUUUGCUUCUGCCGGUGGUGACACUCAAGUGGAUCGAUAUCCAUUCGACCAAUCUGGUGUUGCGGGUGAGUGCGGAGGCUCGCCGAAGAUUUGUGUUUUAAAGCUGAUGAAAUCAGUGGUGCAAUGCCCAAUCUGCGGGACUUCGAUAUACAAGAAUUGCGUUGGGGCCGUGAUAUCGAAAAAAGAUAGUCAACAGAUAGUGCUUGACAUACUGUGCGCAGUCCAGCACGAAGGAGUAAAAGUGAUGUUCUACACCAAAGAGAUAACCACUUAUAACAUACUCAGGUCAACAAAUCCGACGUUGGAUCCGACCAUCCGACGAAAUCCGAUAGGAUUCCUGGCGACGGAAUCGCAUCGGAUUCCGACUGGAAAAAUCCAGUCAUUUGUUGCAAAUUUUAUGAGCGUUAUUUUUAGCUAG